UAAAAGGUUAGUGUUACACUGCGAUGUCAGUAGUUAUUUCUAACGUUUUACAUAGAACAAUAGAACAAAAUCUAGCAAACAUGAAGUUCGUCAUUGCCGUAGUCCUGCUUGCCUUGGCUUUGGGUGCCAACUCCUCAGUUUUGCCCUGGGGACCAGUUGUUGUGGGUGGACCCCUACCCGGUACAGUAGUACUUGGAGCUCAUCCCCAUGCUGCCGUUACAGUAGCUGCCCAUCCACAUCAUGUUGUUGCUGGCCCUGGACCUGUUCAAGUGGUCUCCGGUCCCGUUCCUGCUGUAGUUGCUGCCCCUCAUGUAGUUGCCGCUCCACAUGUUGUUGCCGCUCCUGCUGUAGUUCCAGCUCAUAGUGGUACUUUCGUUGCCAAGACCCGUGGUGCUGUACAUGUUGCCCCAUUGGCUGGUCAUGCUCAAUCUGUGGCCUCAGUUAAUCUGCAACCUGCUCCAGGAACGGUUUAAAGUGUCACUUUAGAUAAAUUUAAAGAAAUGUCUGAUUUAAAUAAAUUUUGUUAGAUCGAAAUUGAAAAUCUCUACAUACUUCUAAGGACAUCCUACACCAUUAUUAGUUUUAUCAACGCAACAAAGCUGCCACACACAAAUUAGGAAAAUUAGAAUUCUUUAUAUAAAUAUUGUAUCUAUAUAUGCGUUUCUUACUCAUCUAAGAGACGCGUCUCUUACUCUUACUUCACAAACUUAGGAACACAUCUGUAAAUAAAAAAAGAAAAAAAUUAAUACG
Molecule: messenger RNA, 750 nt
Organism: Musca domestica (house fly)
Lineage: Eukaryota; Metazoa; Arthropoda; Insecta; Diptera; Muscidae
Product: adult cuticle protein 1-like
Exons: 2
Coding region: 24-473 (149 amino acids)
Source: RefSeq, a predicted model, not a curated record